AUGGAACACUCCUCCCCGUUGGCGGCCAUGCAGCCUCCAUCCCUUCUCUUUGGGCACUGCUUCCGGGCAGAUGCGCCGACCUCGUAUCCUACCUCGGGCUUUGGUCCAAAUAGCUUCAACUUCAAAGAUCUGUCCAUGAAGAAGUCGGGUCCCGACUACUUCAACAUGAAGCCGAUUCGGGGCUCCUCACCGACAGCCAGCCUGGUUGCUGAUUUGUCUCAGAACUUCCACAUUGACCAGAGCCCACAACUAGCAACGCCGCGUCGGUCUUUGUUCACAUCGAACAUCCUGGGGCAUGCUCAUGGUCACGAUGAUGUGAUGACCACUCCGCCGCUGCCCUCGUCGUCGCCCGCCCCGGCCAUCGACAUCAUGGAAAUGUCUCCCCUGCCUCACAAGCCCGCCUUCAUUGUCACGACGGAGAUCGAGGUGCACUCCCCGUCUCCGCUGGGGACGCCAAUGGACUCCCCUACGGCUUCCAAUGCUCCGAGCCCACUCCAGGCGUCGCCGAUUGAGUCACCUGCUGGACUCCCGUUCGAACGACGCCGGCCUCAUUUCCUUCGUCCAAGUCUGGCACGGAGCAAGGCUCAGUCAUUUCAGCUGGGCAUGACCCGUCCUGCUCACGAGAGCAAAGCACCUCCAUUCCGCUUCAGUACCGCGGGCGCGAAGACUUCCUUGAGCACGUCUACCUCUUUGGAGGACAUGUUUGGUGAUUCCCCUCCUCAAGAAAGAUCCAUCUCCCGUAACAGCUCGUCUGGUAGCCUGGCACUGCCUCGUCUGCGCCCUCCUUUUCACCAUGCUCGUAGCAGCGGGUCUCCCGCACCCAGCUCAAUUCGCAAGCCCUCUCACCCCUUGAUGCGUCCCCGCAAACAAUGCCGACGAUCAUUGAGUAUGUUUGAACAUCCUGCGGAUGUGAUUGCCGACAAAGAGGCCAAGGUAUCUACAAAUGCACCCCUUCAGUCCAUCAGUGACAUCGAAAGUUCGCCAACCCUGAAUCUUCCACACUUCGUGCCGGAGGAUAAGGCGGACAGCCUGCCUCGCAUCGCCAAGAACACCCUCAUCGAACUCCUCGACGGGAAGUUCAACGACCGCUUCGACCACAUCAUGAUCGUCGACUGCCGAUUCGAAUACGAAUAUGAAGGUGGCCAUAUCAAUGGCGCCCUCAACUACAACGACAAGGACCAGCUUGCGGGUGAAUUGUUCGGGUCCGUCAAGCCGCGGACUGCCCUAAUUUUACAUUGUGAAUAUUCUGCCCACCGGGCCCCCAUCAUGGCCAAGUAUAUCCGUCACCGUGAUCGGGCUGUCAAUGUUGACGCGUACCCUAAUCUCACCUAUCCCGAUAUGUACAUUCUGGACGGGGGUUACAGCUCCUUUUUUGCCGAGCAUCGCUCGUUCUGUUUCCCCCAAAACUACGUGGAGAUGAACGACAAGGAGCAUGAGUUCGCCUGCGAGCGUGGUCUGGGUAAGGUGAAGCAGCGUUCCAAGUUGAAUCGUGCCCAGACCUUUGCCUUUGGCCAACACUCGCCCCAGAUGGAGGAUAGCCCAACCGGCCGUUGUCGUCUGGGUAGUGACCGUAGUCGUCUCCUUGGUUCUCCCUUCUCUGAGAGCCCGGUGCCCAAUCGAACUCCUGGUCGCCGAAUGCUUUCUUACUAA
This is a messenger RNA of Penicillium macrosclerotiorum, 1650 nucleotides long. It is a transcript of the gene nimT, whose product is annotated as putative tyrosine protein phosphatase MIH1. NCBI's taxonomy places the organism in Eukaryota, Fungi, Ascomycota, Eurotiomycetes, Eurotiales, Aspergillaceae. Gene Ontology annotation, cellular component: nucleus; cytoplasm. The transcript is spliced from 4 exons. Gene Ontology annotation, molecular function: protein tyrosine phosphatase activity. The record is from RefSeq and is a predicted model, not a curated record. Gene Ontology annotation, biological process: G2/M transition of mitotic cell cycle; positive regulation of G2/MI transition of meiotic cell cycle; positive regulation of G2/M transition of mitotic cell cycle. Bases 1 to 1650 code for a protein of 549 amino acids.